GCAACUGUGGGCGAGCGGAAGAGUAUAUCCGUACAACGUGUCACUGCCCAGCCGGCCAUCGCUUCUCCUGACCGCGUUGGACAGGCGUCGGCCGGCCAUGGCGAGCACCGUGGUGAACCCGCACGACAAGAUGCGCGCCCGGGACGUCGGGCGCGUGGCCCGAGGGGAGCAGGCGCCCCGGCCACCGCACGAGCCCGGCAGCGUCGAUGACUCCCCGCCGCCGCCGCCGCCAGCCGAGGCCGAGGGCGGCACCACCGUGGAGCUGCGCACCGCGCCGUGCGACUUCCGCUUCCCGACCCAGAAUCAGACGCGCCACUGCUACGUGCGCUACCUCGAGUACCACAGGUGUAUGAAGGCCAAGGAAGGUGACAAGUCGGAGUGCGACAAGUUCCAGCGGUACUACAGGUCUCUUUGCCCGACGGACUGGGUUGUCGAGUGGAACAGGCAGCGGGAGGAAGGGAUAUUUCCGGGACCUAUAUGAUACAACCGGCGAUGCGUUUGUUUGUAUCCACUUCAUGUACCCGUCUAGUCUGUAAAAUACGUGCUGCUCUAGGCUCGAUGUGUGACUGUCUGUAACUCUGUACUUUUUGUCCGAGAAUCGAGUCACUUUGACCACUGUUGUUUACCGUUCAUCGAACAUGCUCGAUCAGGCCCGUUUGGAACAAAGGAACGUCUGGAUAUCACAACAUUUUGAAA
Molecule: messenger RNA, 696 nt
Organism: Brachypodium distachyon (stiff brome)
Lineage: Eukaryota; Viridiplantae; Streptophyta; Magnoliopsida; Poales; Poaceae
Product: cytochrome c oxidase subunit 6b-3
Exons: 3
Coding region: 98-481 (127 amino acids)
Cellular component (GO): mitochondrion; respiratory chain complex IV
Source: RefSeq, a predicted model, not a curated record